AUGCCUCCAUUAUUGCAGCCAAUAUAUCCGUUAUAUCGCUCAAAAUCAUUGGAAAAAUUAGCAAAUGAUGAGAAAUAUGCAACAUUUUGGCCAAAUCAACAAUAUAGAAAUUGGAGUUUGUAUGAUGAUUACUGGUAUGAUUGUUAUAUGGGAAGUUCACCGCGUUCUCGAACUGAUAAAGCACCAUAUAGCAUGUGGAAUUAUCCAUAUAGUUCUUGGCUAAGAUACAAGAAUCAUCUAUAUGAUUUGCCAUCCAUUUAUCCAUCAUACUACAGCAUGCAUCAUUACGGAUAUAAUGAUAACGCACGCUAUUUGUAUUAUCGAAACUAUUUCACUUAUUAUUCACCAUUGAAUCGUCAAUGGCUUAAAUCUACCAAUAAAUAUGGAAAUUAUUCCUAA
Messenger RNA from Brugia pahangi, 399 nucleotides. The record is from the annotation of a GenBank genome assembly. NCBI's taxonomy places the organism in Eukaryota, Metazoa, Nematoda, Chromadorea, Rhabditida, Onchocercidae.